Molecule: messenger RNA, 8662 nt
Organism: Epinephelus lanceolatus (giant grouper)
Lineage: Eukaryota; Metazoa; Chordata; Actinopteri; Perciformes; Serranidae
Product: potassium/sodium hyperpolarization-activated cyclic nucleotide-gated channel 2
Biological process (GO): potassium ion transmembrane transport; sodium ion transmembrane transport; regulation of membrane depolarization
Cellular component (GO): HCN channel complex; axon; dendrite
Molecular function (GO): voltage-gated potassium channel activity
Source: RefSeq, a predicted model, not a curated record
UAUGCUCAAUGUCAUGGACAGGAAUGAGGUUUCACCGGCGUCUGCUGCCACCAUGAAAAAGAAGGCGGUGGGCGGCAGUGGAUGCAGCCACAUCGGCGCACAGAAGGCUGCUGCGUCCAAAUGCACAAGAAGCAACAGCAGCCAGAACUGCCUGGACUCCGGUUCUCCCGGCACACCGAGUGGUAAGCAGCCCGGUGCGGCCUGUAACGUCGUGAUGGACGAGACGGAGGACGGAGAAGAGGAGUCCAAGUUUCAGCAUCCGCGGUUGCGCCGAGCCGGGGGGAGCGGCAGCGGCGGAGGUGGAGGAGGAGGCGGCAGUAUCAGGAUGAAGAACUUUACGCCAGGAGGGGGAGCCGCGUCCUCGGGUUCCAGGAGAAACUCCAACAAGGAGCCCUGCCAUACGCACACAGAGGACUCUCCAGCCGCUCCACGGCCCACUGCUGCCUCCAGAGCUACCGAGACCCAGACACCCAGUCCGGGCGAUGCUGCCCAGCGCGGCGAGACCAGCAGAGCAUCUGGGGCGGAGGCGUCGGAAUCAGCGGUCGCGGUAGAGGUUUCAAACGCGACUGCGGGUGAUGGUUGCAAAAGCGUCGCUCCAAUUUCCAGCAUGAAAUGCAACAAAAACGGAGAAUGCAGGAGGGACUCGGGUACCGGGAGCCUGCGCUCAAUCAUCUCCAAGCAGGAGAAGCAGACAGGAGGGUCGGGGAGGGCCGAGGACGGUGGGAGCGCCAAGCGAGGAGCCUGUAACUCGACCACCGCCAGCAUGGACGGCUCGAUCACACCAGGCGGGUCCCUGACCGGGGGGCAAGGAGGAGAGAGCGUAAACCCUGGCACUACCCCCGUGUCUAGCGGUGUCCCCGAGAAAAAGGACUCCAAGGUGUCCUUUUCUAACGCACCGAGCCGGAAAGCCUCGUCCUCGCUGCACGGCCCGACUCAGACUCAGACCCAGCAGCCCAGGAACUCUGUCACUUUCCAGAAGCAGGAGGAUGGACCGCCAAUUGUGCCCGCCGAGGAUGCGGAGCCUCAGGGCAGCCAAGCCAGCUUCAUGCAGCGGCAGUUUAGUAGUAUGCUGCAGCCUGGAGUUAACAAAUUCUCUUUACGCAUGUAUGGUAGUCAAAAAGCAGUGGAGAGAGAGCAGGAGAGGGUAAAAUCAGCUGGAAAUUGGAUUAUCCACCCUUACAGCGAUUUCAGGUUCUACUGGGAUUUCACAAUGCUGCUGUUUAUGGUGGGCAACCUGAUCAUCAUCCCCGUGGGCAUCACCUUCUUCAAGGAUGAGACCACAACGCCCUGGAUCAUCUUCAACGUGGUUUCCGACACCUUCUUCCUCAUGGACCUGGUGCUCAACUUUCGCACUGGAAUCAUCAUUGAGGACAACUCGGACAUCAUUUUGGACCCUCAAACCAUUAAGAAGAAGUACUUAAAAACUUGGUUCAUUGUGGACUUUAUCUCCUCCAUCCCAGUGGAUUACAUAUUCCUCAUAGUGGAGAAGGGGAUCGACUCGGAGGUGUACAAGACGGCUCGGGCCCUGAGGAUCGUCCGCUUUACCAAGAUCCUGAGUCUCCUGAGGCUGUUGAGGCUCUCCAGAUUAAUACGCUACAUUCACCAAUGGGAAGAGAUCUUCCAUAUGACCUAUGACCUGGCCAGUGCGGUGAUGCGGAUCUUUAACCUGAUUGGUAUGAUGCUGCUGCUGUGUCACUGGGACGGCUGCCUACAGUUCCUCGUUCCCAUGCUGCAGGACUUCCCCUCAGACUGCUGGGUGUCCCUCAACAAGAUGGAGAAUGAUACCUGGUCAGAGCUGUACUCGUUUGCUGUAUUCAAGGCAAUGAGCCACAUGCUGUGCAUCGGUUAUGGCCGGCAGGCCCCGGAGAGUCUAUCAGAUAUCUGGCUCACCAUGCUGAGUAUGAUUGUAGGAGCUACUUGCUAUGCUGUUUUCAUUGGCCAUGCAACGGCUCUUAUCCAAUCCCUGGACUCCUCCAGACGGCAGUAUCAGGAAAAGUACAAACAAGUGGAGCAAUAUAUGUCCUUCCACAAGCUGCCUGCUGACUUCCGACAGAAAAUCCAUGACUACUAUGAGCACAGAUACCAGGGCAAGAUGUUUGAUGAGGAGAGCAUCUUGGGAGAACUCAGCGAGCCCCUCAGAGAGGAAAUUGUAAACUUCAACUGCCGCAAGCUGGUGGCAUCCAUGCCGCUGUUUGCCAACGCAGAGCCAAACUUUGUGACGGCCAUGUUGACAAAGCUGCAUUUCGAGGUAUUCCAGCCGCAUGAUUAUAUUAUAAGGGAAGGCACCAUUGGGAAGAAAAUGUACUUCAUUCAGCACGGAGUCUGCAGUGUCAUCACUAAAGGCACUCUGGCAAUGAAACUUUCUGAUGGCUCAUACUUUGGAGAGAUCUGCUUAUUGACGAGGGGUCGGCGAACAGCCAGUGUGCGAGCAGAGACUUACUGUCGACUCUACUCUCUAUCUGUCGACCACUUCAAUGAGGUGCUAGAGGAAUAUCCCAUGAUGAGACGCGCCUUCGAGACUGUUGCCAUCGACCGUCUAGACCGUAUAGGUAAAAAGAACUCCAUCUUGAUGCACAAGGUCCAGCAUGAUCUCAACUCUGGUGUCUUCAACAACCAGGAGAACGAAAUGAUCCAGGAGAUUGUCAAGUAUGACCGUGAGAUGGUGAAGCGGGUGGACCUGCAGCGGCCGCGGGCCAUGUCCAUGACCCCUUCCAUCGGCGGUAUCUUUGCUCCCCCUGGCCAGCCGUCAACAGGCUCCGCUAUCGCCACUCUGCAGCAGGCUGUGGCCAUGAGCUUUUGUCCUCAAAUGGCGAGUCCCCUGGUGGGUCCGGGGACUCUUCAGUCUCCUCGUAUGGUGCGAAGGUUCCAGGUGAUGCAGAACCUGGCCAGCCCAGUCUCAAUGUCUCCGCUUCAGUCUCAACCUCCUCAGACGUUUGGAGGGGCAUUUGGAUCUGCAAUCUCCAGCCCGCCUGUCCAAAGCCCGCUCGCAGCUUCAGGACGGACUUUCCAGUACAUGGCGAGCGCAGGACCCUCUGGUUCCCAGUUGUCCCUAGUACAGCACCAUGCACCCAGCCCCACACAGACCCAGCAGAGGCCUGCGUCACACAAGAGCACCCACUCCCUUCAUACAAGUAGCUUGAGCCAGGAUACCCGGGCCCUGUCUGCUUCCCAGCUUUCACUCCCCCAGGAGGGAACACCACAAGCUGCCUCUGCAGCCCCCAGCCCUCCACAAUCCACCCGCACGUCCAACAACUCCAUUGGUCCCCCUCAGUCCUCCCACCCCAGCCUGCCAGGGCCUUCAGGGGUGGGGAGAUCAGCAGGAGCUCAGCAGAGGGUGGCCUUUGCCUCCACACCCCCUCCUGGUGGACCUGCUGGAAUGGGGGCAGUAGCAGCAGCUGCUGGAUCAGGACCUCCAGACUCUGGAGUUCCCAAGAAAGAUUCAAUUGUCAGCCUUCCAGAGCUAGACUCUGCCAGAUCCCGGCUGUCUUCCAACUUGUGACCCUGGUAGAGUUCAGGAAAGAUGCCUUUUUUGUAGGAGAAUCUGUUUGUUUUAGGUCAGUCCAGCUGAUCUGUCAGCCUGCUAAAUGACCAAUCAGCUACCGCCGGCGCCACCAGUCAUUCAGCAUGGAUGCACUGUGUGCUGGUGUCAGCAGAAGGAAAAGAGCAACUCAAAGUCUUGAGACACUUUGGCUAGGAGGAGUCUAUACAAUUAAACUAGUAUAACUUAAGGUUGAACUGGUCUAGUCUACUGUGCCAGCACCUUUAGUCUUAGUAUCACCCCUUACACUCUGCUUCCAAACACCUACUGUAUAUCGCUGUCUUUACUGUAAAGAUAUGAAGAAAAGUAUGAUUCAUGUAACUAUUGCAUACUGUGUAGAAUCCAUGCAAUGCAAUCUAGCAGGAGCUGGACUUAAAAAUGAAAAUCAGGGACUUGAGAUCAAAUGACAAUGAACAUUUUAAGCGUUCAAAAAGUGUUUUGAGUGUAAUUUUUCCGUAUAAGCUGUCGUAGCAAAAGAACACAUUGCUCUUCAUAUUGUUUAAAAUAGUAGUGAAAAUAGUGUUUUAGACCGCUGGUCGAUCUUACAUCGAUGUGUAAAUAGUUGACGAAAAAAGUACGGAGGGAUAUUAUAUAUUCAUUGUAUCUACCCAAACCAAAGUUGAGCUUGAACACAAAGUCUGGUUGUGUCUGUAUCAACUAAAAAAGAAACAUAGAAGAAAAUGCCAUUUAUUUAACUGCCUUGAUUCAACGUUAGAAGCCAUAUAUUUGGUUUGUGUGUAUGUAUAUAUGUGGGUGUAAGUUUGUGCGCGUGAGUUUGUUGGUACGUUUCGGUUCUAUUUUCAGAGAAUGGACUCACACACUCUCUACACUUGCUUUGUCAAGCGCGAUUGGUUCGACACGCUGACGGUGGCACUGACCUGUUUUCAUGAAACAUCUGGGAGGCGGUCAGCUGUUUGGUCAGCGCGCUGAUUGUAACCCUGAAGGCAAAGGUGGUUAAAUAAUCUGAGCUUUAUCGAAAGGAAACAUUUGUGAACAACCCAUACUGUAUACUUGCUUGUUUUUGUCUAGGUUUAUUGAUUAACACAUGCAAUAUAAUUCUGCAAUACUCUACCCCGCCUAUAUAUAAAUAUAUAUGAAUAUAAAUAUCUAUACAUAUGCUGUACAGGAAAAGUUUUCUUUUUUGUUUUCUUUUUAAUGUGAAAUCUUAAAGAAUCCAGCAGCUAUUGUGGCUUCACUUGAAGUAUUGUAAUCCAGUGACCAUGUUGUUACCUUAACCAAAAAUGUUGGGAGGGAAUGAGAGGACGUGUCAUUUUCGUAAUAACUGACGGGACAAACUGCUCAAAACUGGUUCGGAGCCGCAGGAGGAAUCCACGCUUUGAGUUCAGAGAGUCAGAUCCUCAAAAACGUCACUUUAAAGCCCAUUUGAAGGUGUUAAAUUGUAAGAUGAACGGGGGUGGGCAAUAUGGGGCGAGAAUGCCUCACCUGUAAAAAGUCUUUGCUCCAUAUCGAAGUCUCUGUGCCCCACAUCACCCACGAAUGUCUCAAUGUUUCGAUUCACAACAGUCCUAUUGUUCAAAUUCCGGUGUUGGGUUGAGGCUUGGUUUGUCCUAAAUAUUCUGAUCCUGUUGAACCUAAAAGCCUUCUCUUGCUGAAUGUAUGCCAUACGAGAAGGAAGACAGCUAAUCAGAUAUAAACUGCCAUGUAAAUAAAUGGACAGAGAUUUAAAGAGGCUUUUAUGAUGCAAGGGGGUUGUGGGCAUUGCUGUAUGUGUUGCUGAGCGUCUGUGCGAUCUUUUUAGGUUUCAUGAUGCUUCUCUGGGUAGAACGUUGCUGUAUUUAACCUGUAUGUUACCCCCCCCCCCCCACACACACACACACACACACCCCAGAUCUAUCACAAGAGAGGAUCCAUUAUCUUUUAGUUCCUUUAUUGAGGCGGGCGUGAACAGGAGCGAGUCGUAACCACUUUGAACUCCUCGGUCCAAAGCGAGCACUGAGGACAUUCAGUUUAAGCACCUUGUGUUGCACUUCGACCUUGUAAUCAAAAUGAAAAUUGAUGCUCUAUUCUUUUAAAACGGUUACAGUACUCAUCCUGGACCCAUUAUCCGGUUAAAGGAUGAAAAGUGAUUCCAAUUGGGGGAGAAAACAGGCAGCUUAUUCAACGUGUUAAAUAAACACCGCGUCCAACUUUUUUCAGCUCCCAGCAUCGAUCCAGAGCCAAACUGUAAAAUCAAUGCGAUGGACAUUUCACUCAGGUUUGCUACCUUUCCAGAGAGAUGUAUUGAUCGCCGCAGCGUGGCUGUCCAUUGAUUUAUGUAGACUCACCCAUCCUCCCAAUAAUCAACUUGUUGAUUCAACCAUGCUGAAAGAUUUCCCUUGAAUUUUGAUUGGCUGAGAAAAAAGGAGGAUCUAUGGAGUGGAGUCAUAACCCUCGGAUUGUUAUUAACAAAACUCGCUGCCGUUCUGUUUUGAUCACUUGAGAGCUGUUUCAAACAAGGAGCAAGUGAUUGUUUUUAUCCAAGGGCUUCAUUACAUGGCUUGUAAACCCCGGCUCAUUGUCACUGUAGAGCAGCCACACCCCCGCUUUCCAUUUGAUCAGUUACGUGCACUAAACCUCGUUCUUCGUCAUACCCGGGUCACAGUGCUGCAGCCCGCUCCAUCAGCAACACAGGAACUUUGUUUUGCUUUUUUUUUUUUCCUAUGGGAAAGGUACAUGCCAAAAUGCCAAUACGAUUGUGAAUGAAUCGAGUCCAUUCGAGCUGUUGUGUGCUUCAAUACUGUUCCAGUGCAAUCAAUUGGUCCUCUUCCCUGUUCCUUUGUGCUAAUACCAGAGUUUGCCCUAUUAAGCUGCUAUCAGGACUGUGCUGAUAUUAUUUGAAUGAGUCCACAGUCAGUGAGAGCAAGACGGAAGGAGAGUUAAAGAGCUAAUGUUUCAGGCAAUAUCAGACACCGUCUCUGUUUCAUUGCAUCCAUCCAGUAAGAUACUGUAGUGUGUAAUUCACUCCCACUCAAAGGAUGGCAUCCCAGACACUUUGAUCAGUACCACUCUUGUUUCAACCCUCAGCCAUGAGGCCGAUACAGCUCUGGCCAAGCACAUACUUCUGUCAGUUAUCUGUUUUGUGUCUGUGUCACAAGUGUGUUCAGUCAGCUGGCGCCCAGCCACCGUCGAGCUGUGUGUGUGAUAUAGCGCUGUAUUUGCCUGAUGACGGGGGGUUCAAAGUGCGAUUGUUUAAUGGUUCUUCUUCUGGACCUUGCUGUGAAGUGGGAUUGAAAUCCCUCAUACAUGUUUGACACUGACUGACAAUUAUUGAGAGUUUCUAAGUUUCAAACCUCUCAUUCUUGCUGUACCAGAUAUUAAGGGUACCGAAUGCCUUGGUGUUGAUAUGUUAGCAAAUCAGGGUAUUCUUUUUGUUUGUAAAAGUGUCUUUGAUUUAUCAGUAUACUUUGUUUUGUUUGGUUAUUGUUUUUGCAAUGUGCCCCAUGCACAUGGACUGUAUAUACCUUGUGCCUAGUAUAUCUAGUUUCCACAUAGUCUAUUUUUGUGGUAUGUAUGUGCCUGUAAAAAUGCAAAUACGUGUUUUUAUUUUCAACUUGCAAUAUAUGUAAAAAAACAAACAAAAAAAAAACGUAGAUGAAGACUAGUAUUGCUGAAUUAAAAUGACAAUGUCAGUAUAUAUAAUUUUCCCUGAUUGGGAAACACAAAAUUGCACAUUUUUGUUGGUUUGAGCCUUCCAACACCAUGCGCGCUGUACUCUGUACUUUCAUGUUCUGUACAUAUGGUAUACACAGAGCUGUGGGGCACAUUGUUGUGUUUUACCACAACCUGCUGUAUAAGAAACAUUUUCUACAGUGAGAGGGUGAGCUCUGACAGGCUUCUGGUGGAUAUCGGCAGUCUAGACGUUAGCUUAGAUGACCUGCUUGAUGCACACAAAAAUGACAAAGAAAAUAAGAAAACUGUGGAGACGCCUGCACAAUAUAAAUACCGAAACAACAACUGUGCACAUGCUGGAUAGUUUUUCCCAAACCAUAAUGCUGCACAAGUCUUUAAACUCCGAUGCUGGUUGCACACUGAUCUGGUUUGCCAUUAAAAAUAAAAAAGAUCUCUCCAAGGCUGAAUUUGGCUCAGCAGUCACGAGCUCGACUCCCGGGUUGAGCUACCUUGACAGAUAACAGCAGAGUGCAUGCUUGUGUUUUUUCUUAUCUAAGCAGAGUUCUGUGUACAAUUCUUAGUGGGACCUUCUAAUCUAGACAUUGUCAUGUACCAACUACUGUACAAUGAUUUUAUUUAGUCUAACAGUUAAACCUUUGUGUCGUAGCUACUGUAGCCUGCUUAGCUUACCUAAGCCUUCUCUCUGCUUCAGGACUCUGUGUAUUGUGUGCUUGAGUUUGUGUGUGCGUGUGUGUGUUCCUGUGCCUUUCCUUCUAUAAUGUUGGUCCCACUUGAGAAUAUGAUGCCAUUUAGGGGGUUUGAAACCCAUGUGAGGCUGAGAGAGACGCCAGCACAAGCUGGAAAAGUGUUAACACGGUCACGACUUCACUUGUUCUUUAAAAAAAAAACAACACUGUAAUGCUCCUAGAAAAGACUUCAGCACAUCCCUAGACUUAGUAGCAUUCCACAGCCUGCACGAGGAGCUCGGUGUGGGCAUCCAGACACACUUUACCAGCACCAUGUAGACAACAGCACAGAUAUCUGACACAGCAUGUGUCCUCUCUCUCUUUCUCUCUGGAGGCCAAUCUGCAACCAUCUCAGGCUGUGCUCUGCUUCUGCUCUUAAUGAAAAGGUUCAAGUAUUUCAGAACUCCAGCUCUGUCUAAGUUGAUGUCUACAGUCCAGGGGCAAAUCAGCUCCCGGCCCGAGCCGCAGCACUUCCAAAUCGAUCUCAAAGGAUCAGGGGGAUACUGUACUUGCGAUGCUGGCGAUGUUUUGUCGCCAUCCAGUCCUUUCAGACUGAGAUGCACAGCUGGCGGCAGUGGGCGCGGGGGCUGAUUUGAGCCUGCGUCCAAAAGGCUGUCUUGUCCACCACCUCUGCUGGCCGAGAAUACAGAGCCACACCCUGGUCUCUCUCAAUAAGCUGGUCUGUCAGUCAGUGGCAAUGUCGUUUAAGCGUUCGUAAAAAGACGAUACAUUGUUGUGCAAUAAAAAGAUGAGCGCAUUGGCAUACUUA